Prorocentrum cordatum is the source of this 2289-nucleotide messenger RNA. Lineage: Eukaryota; Dinophyceae; Prorocentrales; Prorocentraceae. The record is from the annotation of a GenBank genome assembly.
CCCAAAGCCCCGCGGCGCUGGCUUCCGCCGCUCCUGCCUCCAGGGCCGCCGCGGCCCAGGCACCCGUUCGUGCCCCGCGCGGCCGCCGCGAGGAGCCGGGCCUCCGGGCCCGAGCCGGCGGCCACCAUGGCGGGCAGCGGCAGCGACAAGAUGAGCCAUCUGCAGGAGGAUUCGAUGAGCCACUUCAUCAAGACGCAGCUCAUGGCCGUCCUGCAGCCCUUUCUUGACCAUGUUGAGUCGAAUGACAAGCGGAUUUCCAAGCUCGAGGAUCAGUUCGACACUGCCGACGACAGGAUUACCAGCGUAAGUCAGGAGCUCGACGUCACGAACUCGACGGUGAAGUCUGCCAUCGAGAAUCUACGCAAUACGGAUAGGCGCAUCGAGGUCACUGGCGAGGGCCUUCACAAGUGCGCCGAGCACAUGGACCAGCUGCAGCGGGGCCUCGAGUUCUCCAACGAGUACUCGGAGCGCAUCCACAACCAGGCGCGAGGCGUGGCUGCGGAGGUGCCGGAGCUGCGCCGGAGCUGCGACGAGGUGGAGAAGCAGCUGCAGGCGUUGCAGGUGCAGUUCCAGAGGCUCAGUGACAGCGUCAUGGCAAACCACAAGGCCCGCCUGGACUCGCUGACGGAUGACAUCGUGGCCCUGCACGCUGACCACGAGAGGUCCAAAGCUGCCAACGAGACGCUGCGCGGCGAGGUUCAGGAGGAGUCCAGACUAUUGCACGACGCUCGGCAGGAGCUUCAGAAGGGCAGCCAUUCAAUCGGGGCGGUCCAGCAGACCAUCAAGGACAUACUCGCGCGCGAGAAGGAGCUCGGUGGCAGGCUGGAGGGCUGGAAGGCACAGUGGAACAAGCUGCAGCCCGCGGUCGACGGCCUGAAGAAGGACGUGCUGUUCCUCAAGCACGCCUCCGAGGCCCACGACGCCUCCAUCCACGGGCUCCAGCGGGGCAACCAGACCCUCCUGGAGAGCUUCGACAGCCUGCACGGUGCCCACUCGAAGAUGUCCGUGGAGCUGGACAGCGCACACCGUGCCCUGAAGCAGACCAACCAGGCCGUGGCCGAGGCCCAGGACAACAUCGGCCACAACACCAGCUUCGCCAAUGGCCUCCACUCCAGGCUCGACCAGUCGGCCGCCGAGCUCAGCAACACGCUGCUGCAGCUGCGGGGGCUCGAGGGGAAGCACCAGGCGCUAUGUGACGUCGUGGACAGGGCGGCCGAGAAACAGGACCAGAUGCUGCAGGACAGCCGCAAGGCAGCCAACGAGGCGGCGCACAUGCAACGCGACUUGGAGAAGACGAACGACAAUGUGGCCACAGCUGCGAAACAGCUGGAGGUGCUGAGCAGAGGCCUGCAGAGCAACAAGGGGGAGCUCGGACACAUUUCGGACCGCGUGGCGCAGAUAGAGGGCUCCACGCAGGCCAUGCACGGCGCCUUCACCGGCCUUCAGAAGGGCUUUGUGGACAGCGGGCUGGAGAUGGGCCCAUCCGUGGCGUCCAAGAAGUCGGAGCGGCUCCCGCGGCUUGCCGACGGAGCGGCUCGGAGUGGCUCGCCGAACUUCCCCGGCACGCCCCGCGGCGUCCAGCGCGUUGUGUCGACCGAGAAGGGCGCCGCGGCGUACACCGCAGGGGGCGACGACGCCACCACGCCUGGGGUCUCGCGGCUCGGCAUGAGCGGCAUGCGGAGCCCAUCCGAGUUCACCCCGAUGACGACCCAUCAGUCGGCGCUGUCUUUGGCGCGCUGAGCUGCCGGCAGGCAGGGCGAGGAGCCUCCUGCUCCACAGUGCUGCCGCCGCACCAGCGCGCACCGCCCUUCGCCGCUGGAGCGCGCCACGCCCCGCCAGUUGCCCGUCGAGGGCGGCCGCGCCCCCCGCCGUUAAUGAUCGGGGGGACACGGUUGGACGCAGCUCGGAAAAUUGGUGCUUGUGGACACCUGGAGGGGUCUAGAGAUCGAUCUUGCGAUGCCGUUGUUUCAAUUCGCCCAGCUCCGUGUGUGUGCCCUCCUGGCUUGGCGUGGGAGGCACAUACACCAAUCCUAGGCAUGCUCAUCCUGCAGGGCCUGCGCGGCGCGGUGGCCGGCCGACGCGCCCCGACCCGAGAGGUCAGGCUCCGGCGGAGCCUGGCAUGCAGCGGCGGGGCUGGCCCGGCCAAGAGGCGCAGCUGGGCACAGCCGCGGUUUCACGCUCCUGCUGUCGCGGAAGGUCAGGCAGCCUAGAGGCAGCCAUAGUUUCUCUCUCUCUCUCUCUCCCUCUUCUCUCUCUCUCUCUCUUCUCUCUCUCUCUCUCUCUCCCUCU